CUCUGGGCGGCCUAACGGAGACCGAUCCCCGUAUCCCAGGCUGCGGUAAGCACCCUAGCCGUGCCCCGGGACGUGCGGCUGCCCCCGAGUCGGAGAGCCUUGUGCGCGUCCAAAGAGCAAAGAAGAAAAAAACUCAAGGAACAUAUGUUAAGAAGCAAAACAUUUUUUGCAUACAAAAAGGAAAAUCAGAUAGUAUCCAGUAGUAAAGGCCAAAGAGUGGAGACACCUGAGGACCAGGUUCAAGAAGGGACAGAAGUUCUAAAACUUAAAACAAAAAUGGCUGAUAAAGAAAAUGUCCAUAGACCUGCAGGAAUCAAAAAUAAUACAAUGCUGGAAAAAAACUGUAUUCCUUUAAAACCUUCUAAUGAACUAACCAAUUCAGCUGUAGGAAUUGAUACAUAUAAAUCUAAGGAUAAUAAUCAAACUCUGCCAACUGAAGAUGAUCCUCAAAGUCAACAUAUGACAUUAAGCAAGGCAUUUCACCUUAAAAAAAAUAGUACAAAGACACAGAUGACUGCAGAAAAACCAAAGCAAGAUGCUAUUGUGCCCAAGAAACCUGUACUUGGAUCUUACCGUGGCCAAAUUGUUCAGUCUAAGAUUAAUUCGUUUAGAAAACCACUACAAGGCAAAGAUGAGAGUUCUGCAGCAACAAAGAAACUUUCAGCUACUAUUCCUAAAGCCACCAAGCUUCUGCCUGCAGAUACCAGCGAUAAAAGAAUGAAAAGUGACAGAGCCUCAAAUAUGACAGCUACUACUAAAUUUGUGAACACUACAUCUCAGAACACACAACUUGUGCGACCUCCUAUUAGAAGUCAGAAUAAUACCCGGAAGUCCGUGAAACAAGGCAUCAGUAGAACCUCUGCCAAUAUUACGUUCCAGAAAGGGUUUUGUGAAAAAGAAUUUUUACAGUCAAAACCAGUUUUAUCUAGCGUCAAAGCCAGUUCUUCUCAGGACUUAAAAAGAAAUAAAGCACUAUCAAAAAGCAUAGCAUCUGAAAUUGUAGCCAGGCCUUCUUCAUCUUCUAAUACCAGACUGAUAGAAAAGUCCAAACCCAUUGACCAGCAAAGACAUACUAUGGUAAAAGCAACUGUUGAUAGUAGACCAACUUGGCCCAAAGAAACUGCAGAAGAGAGAAAAACUCGUCUGAUUGAGUGGAAAACUGGCAAAGGAAGAGUGUUGAAAAGACCUCCUGAUCCGAUAGUUACACAGCGUGAGCCUGAAGUACAAAAUGAAAAACCAGUUGGAUCCUUUUGGACUACCAUGGCAGAAGAAGAUGAACAAAGAUUAUUUACGGAAAAAGUACACAACACAAUUUCUGAAUGCCUGAAGCUGAUCAACGAGGGAUGCCCAAAAGAAGAAAUACUGGCCACACUGAACGACUUGAUUAAAAAUAUUCCAGAUGCUACAAAACUUGUUAAAUAUUGGAUAUGUCUUGCACGUAUUGAACCAAUCACAAGUCCUAUUGAAAAUAUUAUUGCGAUCUAUGAGAAGGCCAUUUUGGCAGGGGCUCAGCCUAUUGAAGAGAUGCGGCACACAAUUGUAGAUAUUCUAACAAUGAAGAAUCAAGAAAAAGUCAAUUUGGGAGACAAUAUUAAAGAGUUUUGUGCAACCAAAGAACAAGUCGAAGAAGUCAAUAUCGGUGGUACAGGUGUUAAUCUAGAGCCAGGAAAACUGGAAAUGGAGAGUAAAUAUAGAGAUGUGCUAUUUCAAGAUGGUAAAAAAGCGCAGGAUGGCAAAACAAAAGGUCCAACCGAUGAUGUUAAAACCCCCAGUACAGAAGCUGGAGCAGGCUGCUUAAUUAAAUAUUAUGUAUCUACUACGCCAAAUUUGCAAAGUGUAAAAAAGAAGGUGCAAUUUGAUGAAGCAAAUUCUUCAUUUAAAGAGUUGAAGUUUUUAACACCAGUGAGACGGUCUCGUCGUCUUCAAGAGAAAACUUCUAAAUUGCCAGAUAUGUUGAAAGACCAUUAUCCUUGUGUAUCUUCACUGGAACAGUUAGCAGAGUUAGGAUGUGACACUGAUGCUUUUGUUUGUUGCCCUAAUGCAGCACUGUGCCCAAUGUUCUCCGAAGCUGAAGCAACAGAAGAGAAAUAAUGCUUGAUAGGAAUGUGGUUUUUAUUACUCCUCGAGUGUUUGACUUUGUUUUGUGCGGAUUUGGCUUGCCCCCAGGUCUCAAGUUGGCCAAGUACGUAGGCAUCCUAAGUGUUCAUGGGAGGGGACUCCACUAACACUCAUGUUACAGCAGCAGCUGCCCUUCUGUGCCUCAGAAAUAGCUUUCCUCCCUUGUCAGUCUCAGCAGAUUGAGUUUUUCUUUGAGAUAGAUACAUUUUGUUAGCGAUUUUAUUGUGUUCCUUGAAUAUAAACAUGUCAUCAUAUUAACUUGUUCACUUUGCGGAAUAUAAGUGCAGUAUUGAUGCAUUGGUACAAACUAAGGUAUUCUGUGCCAUAACAAGAUGUCUUAGAAGAAAAAAGGAAACGAAGUAUUCAGGGUAUAAUUUAUAUUUUUUGCAUUGACAUGUUUUAAAAUGUUAUUAUAAUACCUUCCUGCUUUAAAACAGAAUACUGACAAUUUUUUUUUUUGCCUUUCUUUGAUUAGUAUGAAAGUCAAAAAUUGUGGUGUAUAGAGGGACUCCCUUCAGCUAUUAAGGUAUGAGAGGUUUAGCUUGCUUUUUCACCAAAUUCCAGUUAGCAACACUGUUGUGCUCUGUUGCGUCCCUUGGAUUGCCUGCGGUCCUUCACUUGUCACUUUUCGUCAGUGACCAUGAGUCUGCAUCUAUGGUCUCUCAGCCUUUCUUUUGAUUGUGACUAAGGCCGAAGGAUAGUAAGAGAAGGUACUUAAUAUAGGAAAGAAGAGGUACCAAAUUUAAUGGUUAUUCAAACUUAAAUCUGAACUCCUUUUUGUAACUUGACUAUCUAAAAUGUUAAAAUUUUAGCUUUCAUAACUUCUAUUUUUACAAUUUAUAAAUAAUUUGGCAUUAGGAAAAGAAUAAUACUUAAUAGAAGUCAUUCUAGUUUGGAGAGCAUUUCCAAAAUAACCAGUGCUUACACUUGCUUUCUUCUUCAUAAUAUAAAAGUUUUACUGUUGAAUCAUAUCUCCUGAAACAUGAUAGUUAUAUACUGUAAAAUUUUCUUCUCCUCACACAUAAGUACCACUGAUAAAAUGUUUAAUAAAGUUACAAACUAACACUUAAAUGGCAUCAAUCCUUUAUUAACCAUACAGUUUCAAAUAAGUGAAGUUUUUAUUAUAAAAGGUUAGUUUAAAAACUUUGUAUGUAAUAUGAAUAUUAAAGAUCACAUAUUCAUUCAUAUAUCUUUGUUCUAUAUGUUAUCUAAUGUUCUAGAGAGUAGGAUUUGUAUUCCUUUUUAACUGUGUACCUAAUCUGUAUACAAUAAAAAUAUAUAAUGUUGUUCCAGUGGCAUUUAUUUCAACAAGUAUUUUAUGCAAUGCAGUUUACCACAGUGAAUGAAUUUGAACUUUGCUUUUGAAAUACAUUGUGCUGAAAUUUGA
Carlito syrichta (Philippine tarsier) is the source of this 3505-nucleotide messenger RNA. RefSeq names its product cytoskeleton-associated protein 2. Lineage: Eukaryota; Metazoa; Chordata; Mammalia; Primates; Tarsiidae. Gene Ontology annotation, biological process: negative regulation of microtubule depolymerization. Bases 145 to 2091 code for a protein of 648 amino acids. Gene Ontology annotation, cellular component: microtubule cytoskeleton. The record is from RefSeq and is a predicted model, not a curated record. The transcript has 9 exons.